AUGUAUAUCUCCCCCCUCUCCUCAGUGAAUUUCAUAAAAGGGAAUAGUCAAGUCCUCAUUCAAAGGAUGGGAAUGACUGUUACCAAGCAAAUUACAGAUGACCUAUUUGUAUGGAAUGUUCUGAAUGGUGAAGAAGUAAACACCAUUUGCUGUGAGAAGGUUGAGCAGGAUGCUGCCAGGGGAGUCAUUCACAUGAUUUUGAAGAAGGGCUCAGAGGCCUGCAACCUCUUUCUUAAAUCCCUUGAAAAGUGGAACUAUCCUCUAUUUCAGGAUUUGAAUGGACAAAGCCUUUUUCAUCCGCUAUCAGAAGGAGACCUGGAUGAUUUGGUGCAGGAAUUAAAGGACUUAUACCAUACCCCAUCUUUUCUGAACUUCUACCCUCUGGGUGAAGAUAUUGACAUAAUUUUCAAUCUGAAAAGCACCUUCACAGAACCUGUCCUCUGGAGGAAGGACCAGCACCAUCGCCGCAUGGAGCCGCUGACCCUGAGCAGCCUGCUGCAAACCCUCCAGAGCCCCUGCAUCAUCGAGGGGGAAUCGGGCAAAGGGAAGUCCACCCUGUUGCAGCGAAUCGCCAUGCUCUGGGGCUCCGGAAGCUGUGCGGCUCUGACCAAGUUCAAAUUUGUCUUCUUCCUGCGUCUCAGCAGGGCCCAGGGUGGGCUCUUUGAAACCCUGUGUGAUCAACUUCUGGAUAUACCUGAGAUGAUCACGAGGCAGGCCUUCAUGGGCAUGCUGCUGAGGCUUCGGCAGAGGGUUCUUUUCCUCCUUGAUGGCUACAACGAAUUCAAGCCGCAGAACUGCCCAGAAAUUGAAGCCCUGAUAAAGGAAAACCACCGCUUCAAGAACAUGGUCAUUGUCACCACCACCACCGAGUGCCUGCGACACAUCAGGCAGUUCGGUGCCCUGAUGGCCGAGGUGGGGGACAUGACAGAGGAUGGUGCCCAGGUGCUCAUCCGGGCAGUGCUGCUCCAGGAGCUGGCUGAGGGCUUGCUGCUCCAAAUUCACAAAUCCAGGUGCUUGAGGAAUCUGAUGAAGACCCCACUCUUUGUGGUCAUUGCUUGUGCACUCCAGAUGGGUGAAAGUGAGUUCCACUCUCACACGCAGACGACGCUGUUCCGUGCCUUCUACGACCUGCUGAUACAGAAAAACAAACACAAACACAGGGGCCUCACGGCAAGUGACUUCACCCAGAGCCUGGACCACUGUGGAGACCUCGCUCUGGAAGGCGUGUUCUCCUGCAGAUUUGAUUUCCAACUGGAGGAUGUGUGCAGUAUGAACGAGGAUGUCCUGCUGACAACUGGUCUCCUCUGUAAAUACACAGCUCAAAGGUUUAAGCCGACCUAUAAAUUCUUUCAUAAAUCCUUCCAGGAGUACACAGCAGGACGAAGACUCAGCAGUUUACUGAUGUCCCGGGAGCCAGAGGAGGUGACCAAGGGGAACAGUUACUUGCAGAAAAUGGUUUCCAUUUCCGACAUUACAUCCCUGUACAGCAACCUGCUCCUAUACACGUGCGGGUCGUCCACCGAAGCCACCAGGGCUGUCAUGAAGCACCUUGCAGGGGUGUGUCACCAUGGCAGCCUCCUUGGGUUGUCCAUCGCCAAGAGGCCACUCUGGAGGCAGGAAUCCAUGCAGAGUGUGAAAAACACCACGGAGCAAGAAGUUCUGAAGGCCAUUAACACCAAUUCCUUUGUUGAGUGUGGCAUCAAUUUAUUCCAUGAGAGUAUAUCCAAAUCCGCCCUGAGCCAGGAAUUUGAAGCUUUUUUUUGUGGUAAAAGCUUAUAUAUCAGCUCAGAGAACAUCCCUGAUUACUUAUUUGACUUCUUUGAACACUUGCCUAAUUGUGCAAGCGCUCUGGAUUUCAUCAAACUGGACUUUUACGGGGGAGCUACGGCUUCACAGGACAAGGCAACAGAAGACACAGGCAGAGUCCACACAGACAAGUCCUCAGAAACCUACAUUCCCAGCAGGGCUGUAUCUUUGUUCUUCAACUGGAAGCAGGAAUUCAAGACUCUGGAGGUCAUACUCCGGGAUUUCAGCAAGUUGAACAAGCAGGAUAUCAGAUACCUGGGAAAGAUAUUCAGCUCUGCCGCAAGCCUCAGACUGUACAUUAAGAGAUGUGCUGGUGUGGCUGAAAGCCUCAGCUUGGUCCUCAGCACCUGUAAGAACAUUGAUUCUCUCCUGGUAGAAGCCAGUCCACUCACCAUAGAGGAUGAGCAACAUAUUGCCUCUGUGACAAACCUAAAAACUUUGAGUAUUCAUAACCUGCAGACUCAACGGCUGUCAGGUGGUCUGACUGACAAUUUGGGUAAUUUGAAGAACCUUACAAAACUCAUACUGGAUAACAUUAAGAUGAAUGAGGCAGAUGCUAUAAAACUAGCUGAAGGUCUGACAAACCUGAAGAAGAUGUGUUUAUUUCGUUUGACCCACCUGUCUGACAUUGGGGAGGGAGCGGAUUACAUAGUCAAGUCUCUGUCAAGUGAGCCCAGUGACCUUGAAGAAAUCCAAUUAGUGUCCUGCUGCCUGUCUGCACACGCAGUGAAAACCCUAGCUCAGAAUCUUCACAAUUUGGUCAAACUGAGCAUUCUUGAUUUAUCAGAAAAUUACCUGGGAAAGGAUGGAAAUGAAGCUCUACACGAACUGAUUGCCAGGCUGAACAUUCUGGAACAGCUAACGGCGCUGAUGCUGCCUUGGUGCUCUGGUGUGCAGGUCAGCCUGACCAGCCUGCUGGAGCAACUGGAGGGGGUGCCACAGCUCAUCAAACUUGGGUUGAAAGACUGGAGACUCACAGAUGCAGAGAUUAGAAUUUUAGGUGCAUUUUUUGGAAAGAACCUGCUGAAAAACGUCCAGCAGUUGGAUUUGGCAGGACAUUGCGUGAGCAGUGAUGGAUGGCUUGCCUUCAUGGGGGUACUAGAGAAUCUUAAGCAAUUAGUGUUUUUUGACUUCAGUACUAAAGAAUUUUUGCCUGAUGCAACAUUAGUCAGAAAACUUAGCCAUGUGUUAGCCAAGUUAACUUUUUUGCAAGAAGCUAGGCUUGUUGGGUGGCAAUUUGAUGAUGAUGACCUCAGUGUUAUUAAAGGUGCUUUUAAACUAGUAACUGCUUAAAUAUAGGUACCCUAAGCCAA
Nycticebus coucang (slow loris) is the source of this 3119-nucleotide messenger RNA. RefSeq names its product NLR family CARD domain containing 4 (gene NLRC4). The transcript has 7 exons. NCBI's taxonomy places the organism in Eukaryota, Metazoa, Chordata, Mammalia, Primates, Lorisidae. Gene Ontology annotation, biological process: detection of bacterium; regulation of apoptotic process; defense response to bacterium. Bases 1 to 3099 code for a protein of 1032 amino acids. The record is from RefSeq and is a predicted model, not a curated record.